This is a messenger RNA of Neoarthrinium moseri, 3012 nucleotides long. RefSeq lists its product as uncharacterized. The record is from RefSeq and is a predicted model, not a curated record. Gene Ontology annotation, cellular component: endoplasmic reticulum membrane. The coding region runs from base 1 to 3012 and encodes 1003 amino acids. Gene Ontology annotation, biological process: GPI anchor biosynthetic process. Lineage: Eukaryota; Fungi; Ascomycota; Sordariomycetes; Amphisphaeriales; Apiosporaceae. Gene Ontology annotation, molecular function: mannose-ethanolamine phosphotransferase activity. The transcript has 5 exons.
AUGGCGCUCAACCGGGUCGGAUUCCUGGCCAUUGCCAUGGUAUUUCACCUGGUGUACAUCUAUUCCAUAUUCGACAUCUACUUUGUCAGCCCCAUCGUUUCUGGCAUGCAAUUGUUUGAAUUAAACCGGCCCGAGGGAGCGAAAGCACCGGCAGACCGUCUUGUCCUGUUCGUUGGCGAUGGACUACGCGCAGACAAGGCCUUCCAAUCCUUCCCCGAUCCCACUCCUGAGUCCGAGGACACCGAUCUGACCCCGCGGCCUCUUGCGCCGUUCCUCCGCUCGCGCGUCCUGGAACAUGGCACCUUUGGCGUUUCGCACACGAGAGUCCCCACCGAGUCGCGACCCGGCCACGUUGCUCUGAUCGCGGGUCUCUACGAAGAUGUCUCCGCAGUGGCGACCGGCUGGAAGCUAAAUCCUGUCAACUUCGACAGCGUGUUCAACCGGAGCAGGCAUACGUGGAGUUGGGGUAGCCCGGAUAUCCUGCCCAUGUUCGAAAAGGGAGCUUCACCGGGCCGCAUUGAUGCAUACUGUUACGAUGCCGAAUUCGAGGACUUCAGCCAGGACGCUGUGCACCUGGAUCAUUGGGUCUUUGACCACGUAAAGGACUUAUUCGCCGAGGCCGAGAGGAACAAGACUUUGAACGCGGCCCUGAAACAAGACAAGAUUGUAUUCUUUCUCCACCUCCUUGGAUUGGAUACGACUGGGCAUUCAUACAGACCCUAUUCGAAAGAGUACCUGAACAACAUCAAGGUUGUUGACCAGGGUGUAAAGGAGAUUACUGAAUUGAUCAAGAAAUUCUAUGGAGACGACAGAACGGCCUUCGUUUUCACGGCUGAUCAUGGGAUGAGUGACUUUGGAAGCCAUGGAGAUGGCCAUCCCGAUAAUACAAGAACCCCGUUGAUUACCUGGGGCUCAGGGGUCGCAAAACCCGUGGUUCAUCAGGGCUCGGUCGCUCCAGGGCACGACGAUUACUCCUCGGACUGGAACCUUGACCAUAUCAAGAGACAUGAUGUUCACCAAGCCGACGUAGCAGCCUUGAUGGCAUAUCUGGUUGGCGUCGAAUUCCCUGCCAACUCUGUUGGAGAGCUUCCACUGUCGUACUUGUCCGGGACCAUUCGCGAGAAGGCAGAAGCAUAUCUGGUGAACGCACAGGAGAUUUCAGAGAUGUAUCGUAUCAAGGAAGUCAGCAAGAAGACGACCCAACUGAGAUACAAGGCCUACAAACCGCUGGGCGCAAACGCCAAAGCUCCUGAAGACCGUUUGCAGACCAUCCAAGGACUUAUCGAGGCCGGCAACUACGAGGAAGCCAUCGAAGAAACAGCAGUACUGAUCAAGCUAGGCCUAGAAGGCCUUAGGUAUUUGCAGACAUAUGAUUGGCUAUUCCUGCGGGCUUUGAUCACGGUUGGAUACAUUGGCUGGAUAGGCUUUGCCUUGACCACCGUCAUCGACCUCCAUGUGCUGCAAGGAACAACACAGCCGAGCCGUUCCCCUGCUGGUGUCGUGCUCUUCUCGUCCGUCUUGGUCACCCUAUAUGCCUCUUUCAUUUCUUCUCAUUCACCCUUGACCUACUACGCCUAUGCAUUCUUUCCUGUAUUCUUCUGGGAGGAGGUCUACGCCCGUCGCGAAAGUCUAGCCAAAGGCCGCCAGGCCCUGUUUGGACACGUGCAGUCGGGAGGCAAAGUGCUGAACUUGAUCAUCAACGCUGUUUCCUAUCUUGGAAUUAUCGAGUCUCUGGCACUUGGCUACAUCCAUCGCGAGAUCCUCACCGUGCUUUUCUGCGUAGGGUCCAUAUAUCCGGCAGUCCUCGGUAUAUCUUUCCUGCAAGAGCAUGCCGUGCUCUCUGCCACGUGGUUUGUCUCUUGCUUGGUUAUGAGCACGUUCACACUUCUGCCGCCGGCCAUGAAGACAGAGAACGUCACCCUGAUCCUGCUUGGAGGCCUCGUUAUGGUUGGUGUCGGAAUAGCAUAUCUUGUAUUUGAGGAGAAAAUUCUGGCAGACUUCUCUGACGCAUCAACCCCGAAAUCCUCGAGGAGGGAAAACCACAUUUCCAGAGCUCUGAUUGGGAUUCAAAUCGGUCUCACCCUACUGGCAAUGUUUGUGACACGCUCCAGCGCCCUUUCACUCCAGGCAAAGCAAGGCUUGCCCCGCGGCAACUUCGUGGUUGGUUGGUUCACGCUAGUUAUAUCUCUCCUGAUGCCCCUGGCGCAUAGACUCCAGCCCAACCACCACUACCUCCAUCGGCUUCUAGUCAUCUUCCUCACAUUUGCGCCUACGUUCGUGAUCCUCACGAUUUCAUAUGAGGGCCUAUUUUACUGUGCGUAUUGCAUCACACUCCUCAGCUGGGUCCGCCUGGAGCAUUACAGUCAAAUCUUUGCCACAUCUCCACCAGAGCAUACGGGGUCCAAUGGGGCAACGAAACCCACAAGCUCUGUGGUCCCGUCGGAUUUCAGGCCUCUGAAGCUUUCUGAUGCGAGGGUGGCAUUGUUCUUCUUCGUGCUACUACAGUCGGCAUUCUUCAGCACAGGAAACGUGGCUUCCGUCUCAGGCUUCAGCUUGGAGAGCGUGUCUCGGCUCCAGCCAGUCUUCGACCCCAUCUCGCAAGGAGCGUUGCUCAUCUUGAAGAUCAUGAUUCCAUUCGCCCUGAUUUCGGCGAACCUGGGCAUCCUGAACAAGAGGCUAGGCGUUGCGCCCUCGGCGCUCUUCAUGGUCGCCAUGGCGCUCAGUGACGUGUUGACGCUCUACUUCUUCUGGGUCGUCAAGGACGAGGGCUCGUGGCUGGAGAUCGGAUCCACCAUCAGCCACUUUGUCAUUGCGAGCCUCUUGUGCGUCUUCGUGGCCGCGCUGGAGGGUGUCAGUGCUAUAUUUAUCUCGGGUAUCAAAGUCGACAAGGGCAAGCCCACGCCUGACCAGAAGCGCGCGAUCAAUGGCAACGGCGCGGCGAUGGAUACUGUGGCUGAAUUAGUCGUUGGCGAGGCUAAGGAGAAAGAGCCAGUCGCGGGGGAACAGACGUAG